AUGGAACAGAUAAGGUACAAACCUGCAAGGAGGUACGUUGUACAUUUGGAUGGUGAUCCUGAACAUAUGUGGGACGAACCUUGUCGUGAUUAUAGACCAGCGGUGAAGAGGGUCGAAGCACAUAUCAACAAGAUGUACGGCACAAAUGUGUUGGUACGAUCGCUACAGAGUAUGUUGGGCGCGAUGGCCUAUAUGAACUGGGUCAGCUACGCAUCAGAGCUGCGCGGCCUGUCUCGCGAGCUAGACGUUCCCGUCGGUGCACUCGUCUUUAUGCAGCUGAUCUACGAGGUGAGCACCUGCUGCACCACGGCAAUGUCUCGCGACCAAGAUGGCAACAUUGUCAUGUCACGCACGAUGGAUUGGGACAUGCUGUUGCUCAAGGACAUCACGAUCGAAGCCGACUUCCACGUGGGCGGCCGCAGCAUUGGAGUGUACACCACGUGGAUUGGAUACGUGGGUGUGCUCACAGGCAUUAGCCCCAAGGGCUUCGCCGUGGCCAUCAACUACCGUCGUACUACCGGCGGCUCCUACUGGACCAACGUCAAGCAGUUGCUCAAAUACUGCUGGCCCGUCGGAUACCUGGUCAGGGAGGCUCUGAUCACUUGCCAGACAUACGGAGAGAUCGUCCAGUUCCUCGGAAACGCAAAGAUCAUUGCUCCAUGCUAUAUUACAAUCGUUGGCAAGCGUGCUGGCACUGUCAUGGCUCGCAAUCCAACAUCUGUGUUCCGUCAGAGUGUGCUGCCAUCGACCCACGAGGAGGAAGUCGACCAGCACUUGCAUGCCAAGCCAAUCCUGGUGACAGAUCAGGACUUCCUGGUGCAGACCAACAACGAAGAGGUCAACGACAACGAAUACAACUUCCUGUUGUCCAACGAGCGACGAUGCUUCACCACCGAGCGACUGGUCGUCCUGGAGCCACACAAGCGAACCGACGACAAUCUCUGGAGCAUCAUGAGUGUGCAUCCCGUGCUGAACAAUCACACCAUCUACGGAUGUAUCAUCAAGCCAUCGCAAUACUCAAUCGAGACUAGAGUCCCUCACGAAGAGUUUGGAUUCCUCUAA
This is a messenger RNA of Acytostelium subglobosum LB1, 1062 nucleotides long. RefSeq lists its product as hypothetical. The transcript has a single exon. The coding region runs from base 1 to 1062 and encodes 353 amino acids. NCBI's taxonomy places the organism in Eukaryota, Evosea, Eumycetozoa, Acytosteliales, Acytosteliaceae. The record is from RefSeq and is a predicted model, not a curated record. Gene Ontology annotation, molecular function: hydrolase activity, acting on carbon-nitrogen (but not peptide) bonds.